AUGAAGUCUGACAUGCUGAGAUUCUGCUCUGUUCUUGUGCCCAUCAUUUGGCUGAGUGCAGCAGAGGAGUUCCAGUGGACAAAGAACAAUCCAGGCUCUUUCUAUUAUGGCACUUUUCCAGCUGGUUUCCUGUGGGGAGUUGGAAGCUCUGCAUACCAGACUGAAGGGGCCUGGGACAAGGAUGGGAAAGGACCCAGUAUCUGGGAUGCUUUCACUCAUAAGAAAGGGAAAGUGUUUAGGAAUGAAACAGGAGAUUCAGCUUGUGAUGGCUACUACAAAGUGAAGGAUGACAUUCAGUUGCUGAAGGAGCUGAAAGUGAAUCACUAUCUCUUGUCUAUCUCCUGGCCAAGGAUUAUGCCCACAGGCAUCAAAACUGAGCAACUGAAUGAGAAGGGAAUACAGUUCUACAACGACACAAUCAAUAGUCUUUUGGAAAACAAUAUUACCCCCAUUGUGAGCCUCUACCACUGGGACCUUCCACAGGUUCUCCAGGAGAAGUAUGGUGGCUGGCAAAACAUAAGCAUGAUAAAUUAUUUUAAUGAUUAUGCAAAUCUGUGUUUUGAGAAAUUUGGAGAUCGUGUGAAACAUUGGAUAACCUUCAGCAAUCCUUGGGCAGUUGCUGAAAACGGCUAUGAAACAGGAGAACAUGCCCCAGGACUGAAGCUUGGUGGCUGUGGAGCUUACAAAGCUGCUCACCACAUCAUUAAAACUCAUGCAAAGGUUUGGCACUCCUACAACAACACGUGGCGCAGGGAGCAGCAAGGGAUGGUUGGAAUCUCCCUAACAAGUGGCUGGGGUGAACCUGUGGAUCCACACAGCCAGACAGACAGAGAUGCUGCCGAGAGAUACAUCCAGUUCCAUUUGGGAUGGUUUGCAAAUCCCAUUUACAGAGGAGACUACCCAGAAGUUAUGAAGAAUUAUGUAGGCAGGAAGAGUGCGCAGCAGGGCCUGGGGACAUCACGAUUACCAACUUUCUCAGUGCAAGAGAAAACCUACAUUAAAGGCACCUCUGAUUUCCUGGGAAUUGGGCACUUCACUACUCGCUAUGUCCUACAGAAGAACUUUCCCUUCCUGCAAGUGUCCAGUUACCACACUGACAGGGAUUUGGCUGAACUGGUGGACCCAAACUGGUCAGCUCCAGGACCUAAAUGGCUCUACUCUGUGCCCUGGGGGUUCAGGAGAUUACUCAACUUUAUUAAGACCCAGUAUGGGAACCCUCUCAUUUACGUCACGGAAAACGGAGUCUCUGAAACCCUUCAGUGCACUCAGCUGUGUGAUGAGUGGAGGAUCCAGUACCUGAAGGGAUAUAUUAAUGAAAUACUGAAAGCUCUAAAUGAUGGAGUUAAUGUCAAGGGUUACACUGCCUGGUCACUGCUGGAUAAGUUUGAAUGGAACAAAGGCUUCUCUGAGAGAUUUGGGCUCUACCACAUUGACUUUAAGAACAAGAACAAGCCACGAUACCCAAAGGCUUCUGUGGACUAUUAUAAGAAGAUUAUCAGUGCAAAUGGAUUCCCAAAUCCAAGAGAGGUGGAGAACUGGCACCAGAAGGCUAUGGACAGUUGUUCCACCACACACCAACACCUUGCUGCAGAUUCCCUGAUUACUCACAUGGAAAUGGUGACAGAGAUUGUUCUUCCUGCAGUUUUCACACUCUGCAUACUCAUCAGUAUUGUCCUACUGAUCCUCUACAUUCGAAAUCACAGCUAA
Messenger RNA from Acanthisitta chloris (rifleman), 1707 nucleotides. RefSeq names its product lactase-like (gene LCTL). Bases 1 to 1707 code for a protein of 568 amino acids. Lineage: Eukaryota; Metazoa; Chordata; Aves; Passeriformes; Acanthisittidae. The transcript is spliced from 13 exons. Gene Ontology annotation, biological process: carbohydrate metabolic process. The record is from RefSeq and is a predicted model, not a curated record. Gene Ontology annotation, molecular function: beta-glucosidase activity.